AUGAAGCAUUCUGCUGUAGAAGUCAAUGGGACAGGAAUAUAUAUUGCUUUAUCAUCUGUUAAAUCACACUGUGCUCAGGAAACUGUGCUCAGGAAGUUUGGAUAUAACGAUGAUAUCAAGCUUGCUGAUGAUUUAUUUCCACCUUUGAAAUACACUCCCGAUCAUAGUGUUGAGUUGACAAAUGAAGCCAUUGAAUUCUUGAAGACAAUUUUUGAAUUCUUGAUAUCAUCGUUAUAUCCAAACUUCCUGACCACAUGGACUGUGCUCAGGAAGUUUGGAUAUAAUGAUGAUAUCAAGCUUGCUGAUGAUUUAUUUCCACCUUUGAAAUACACUCCCGAUCAGAGUGUUGAGAAGUUUGGAUAUAAUGAUGAUAUCAAGCUUGCUGAUGAUUUAUUUCCACCUUUGAAAUACACUCCCGAUCAGAGUGUUGAGUUGACAAAUGAAGCCAUUGAAUUCUUGAAGACAAUUUUUGAUGCAUUUGAUGCUGAUUUUGAUGGGAUGCUGCGACCCUGUGAACUUGAAGAAUUAUUUGCACUGGUUUCUUAUGAAGUUGGUGGAAUCUUUCUUAUGUUAUGUGCAAUUUUUCAAAUUCCCUGGAUUGGAAAUCCAUAUGAGGAUUCUGCAGAAAGGAAUGCAUUUCAAGGACUAUCACUUGAUGCAUUUUUGUCAGAGUGGGCACUCAUGACUCUGCUAAACCCAACCUUCAGUGUGGAGAACUUAAUAUACCUUGGUUAUUCUGGUGAUCCAUUAUCUGCUGUCCGUGUGACUAGGAAGCGCCGCACUGAUCGUAAAAGACAACUUUCUGAAAGAAAUGUAUUGCAGUGCUUCGUUUUCGGGCCUAGGAAUGCCGGAAAAUCCGCUUUAUUGAAUUCUUUCAUUGGAAGGCCAUAUUCUGAAGCUUACAAUCCAACCAUCGAGGAUCGUUAUGCUGUAAAUGUUGUUGAUAUUGUGAAGGAAAACAAAAAAUAUCUUGUGCUGAAAGAGAUUCCAGAAAGUGGAGUUGAAAAGCUGCUGGCCAAUAAGGAGUCUUUGGCCUCAUGUGAUAUUGCAGUUUUUGUUCAUGAUAGGUCUGUUGAGUCUUCAUGGAGGGCAUCAUCUGAACUCUUGGUAAAUAUUGCUGGACAUGGAGAAAAUACUGGCUUUGAGGUGCCAUGUCUUAUAGUUGCAGCUAAGGAUGAUCUGGAAUCAUUUACAUCGGCAAUACAAGAUUCAAUUAGGGUACGAUGGCCAGCCGUCAUGAAAGGCUCCUGA
Messenger RNA from Vicia faba (fava bean), 1251 nucleotides. The record is from the annotation of a GenBank genome assembly. Lineage: Eukaryota; Viridiplantae; Streptophyta; Magnoliopsida; Fabales; Fabaceae.